This is a messenger RNA of Phanerochaete carnosa HHB-10118-sp, 1490 nucleotides long. RefSeq lists its product as uncharacterized. Gene Ontology annotation, cellular component: nucleus. The coding region runs from base 214 to 963 and encodes 249 amino acids. The record is from RefSeq and is a predicted model, not a curated record. Lineage: Eukaryota; Fungi; Basidiomycota; Agaricomycetes; Polyporales; Phanerochaetaceae. Gene Ontology annotation, molecular function: zinc ion binding; DNA-binding transcription factor activity, RNA polymerase II-specific; RNA polymerase II transcription regulatory region sequence-specific DNA binding. The transcript is spliced from 4 exons. Gene Ontology annotation, biological process: regulation of DNA-templated transcription; cellular response to starvation.
GCAGUACAUUAUGAUUCCGCCGCACCCUGGCAUGAUGCCUGGCAUGGUGUACGCCUAUGCACCGCCGCCGCCAGGCCAAGGUUUGAUUAAAUUCGCGCACCUGACACUUGCCCGCGCUGAUUCACUCAUCCGCCAGUGCUUCCCUACCCGCCGUAUCCUGCGCCUCCGCAAGUUUCUACCGUAGCGUCACGCCCCAAGCGCAAGCAAGUCAAGAUGGCGUGCACGAACUGCGCCGCCGCCUGCAAACGCUGCGACGACAGCAGGCCCUGCGAGCGCUGCCAAAAGUACGGUCUGGCAGACAGCUGCGUCGACGGGCAGAGGAAGGAGCGCAAGAAAGGAAUCAAGCGAGGACCUUAUAAGCGCAAGGCCAAGCCGGCCAAUGGCGAAGGCAUCCCCGCUAGCCCUAGUGCCGCUGGAGAAGGAGAAGCCAGUGCGGUCUCAGCACCAUACGCGGCACCACCGCCACCUGAGGCUUACUACCCCUAUUACUAUCCCCACGCAGCCUUCGCUCCCCCGCCUCACGAUGGCCCAUCUCACGGCGAAGGUUCUACGAACGGCAACACGCACCCGAUGCACCAGACCUACUUCCCUCUGCACCCUGCGGUCUACCCGCAGUACACUCCGUACGCGCACGCGCCGCCGGUCCCCUACGCAGCCCCGCCCGCCGUCAUCUCGCCCCCGCCCGCAGACGCAAACACGAAGUCGCCCCGGGCUGGCCACGAGAGCGGCGCCGAGUCCGUCAGCAAGGGCAAGAAGAAGGCGCGUGCGAAGACCGGCGAGAGUCCGGCGAAAGGGAAGACGGCUACGAACGAGGCCAACGGGACAAACGGAACCAAUGGAACCAACGGCGUCGAGGCACACGGCAAUGCGACCAACGGAUUUCAAACCACCGCGGGCCAGCCGUCCUACGACCUCCCUGGCGCGGGCUCUGGGAAUGAUGGGCACAUGGUACCCUCUGUCUAGAUACUCUCAUGACAGGGUAUUUUAUAAAUUGCAGGCCCACUUCGUCCCUGGUAUACCCUUCAUCGUCUCAUUGUCGCCACGCGCAGACGUCCGUGGCAUCGUGCUUCCAUUGGACCGUCACCCGCCAAACGUCUGCCCGGUUUCUCGUCUCGUGUUCCGUUAUCUUUCUCAUCGCGUCGUCUCUUGCUUCUUCAUCCCCCACCUCCGACGCUAUCCGCUGUGCUUUUUGGCCACAAACAGGGACCUCAGUUGCUGUUUGCGUGCCCAAUGGCCACGGAUAUCGUGUGGACCGUUCUGCUGUAGCAAGCGGGCUGCAUGGACACGCCUCUUGUCUUGUUGGAGUGACAUGUUUCAUGAAUGCUCCAUGCCCCUGGCUUGCGACGGCUCCCUAGAAUAUAUCCUGUGCUUCUCUUCGGCUCAUAUGUCUGAUUUUUUCUCGCGCCUGGUGUUCACAUGUGAGAUUGAUCUAUGCCCCAUCCUUGAUUUUCUUCUGUACUUGUCCCCCGCCUCUCGCGCCUGUCAACCGC